Messenger RNA from Prinia subflava (tawny-flanked prinia), 13233 nucleotides. It is a transcript of the gene NIPBL, whose product is annotated as NIPBL cohesin loading factor. Lineage: Eukaryota; Metazoa; Chordata; Aves; Passeriformes; Cisticolidae. The coding region runs from base 4285 to 12618 and encodes 2777 amino acids. The transcript is spliced from 47 exons. Gene Ontology annotation, cellular component: Scc2-Scc4 cohesin loading complex. Gene Ontology annotation, molecular function: chromatin binding. The record is from RefSeq and is a predicted model, not a curated record. Gene Ontology annotation, biological process: regulation of gene expression; replication-born double-strand break repair via sister chromatid exchange; establishment of mitotic sister chromatid cohesion.
AGAUAUUUUUCUAAAAAUUGUGUAUUAAAAUGUUCAAACAGACCUUGGCACAGGCUCAGAGCAUGCCAGCUUGCACUUUCCCAAACAAUUCCCGUGCACAAUUUAGGCGUUAGUAUUAGUCAGAAACAAUUCCCAAUGGGCAAAACAUGCAAGUGUUCAUCUGUUCAGAAGAAUAGAAGGGUGAAACAUGGAACAUUAUGUGGCUACAAGCUCCAGUGCCAGAGAACAGUCCCAGGCAUGUUUAACCUGGUAUUUUAUUGGCUGAGGAUAGUUAAUAUUUCUGAAGAAUAGGAAAGUUCUCUCUUUCAAGGAACAAGGAAACAGUUUUUAAAGAUCUGAGCCCAAGAAGUUUUUUAACAUACAUUAUAUAGAUAAGCAUAUCUCUGUCUUAAAUCUUCUUUUUCUGGCAAGUUCAUUAAAAAUGGAAUGGCAAGGCAUGUUAUGAUAUUCUCUCUUUUUUUCUAAUGCAUACAAGUAUGACUUUCAGCUGAAUAUAACAGCCCUUAAGGCCAAUUCUUAACUUCUGUCUUUUGCCAGAAGAUGAAUGUCCGCAUUUAUUUGCUGGCCUGUGAAGUUCUGUAUUGAUUUCAUUUUACUUCUUAAAAAGUGGAAAAAGAAAAAAAAAAGCUUGAAUGUUUUUAUAUUUCUGUCUUAAUUUUUUCCAUAGUGGGUCUCAAAUAACAGCCUUGUAGGAAAUUCAGCAGUAUUUCUUAUGUGCCUAACAUGACAGUAAGUUGUCCUCCCAGUGCCUAGACAAACCAAGACAAUUGAGAGGACAGGGUUACAUAAUGCUCAAAGAAAGGAAAAAAAAAAAAGAAGAAAAAAAAAAAUCACAGCAGAUAUCAGGAAUGAUACCUGUCUCCUUUCUGAUGGUCAGCAAUGGUGAGAUAAGAGCCUAAAGAACAUUGUUGGCUGGAUUUCAGAUUACCUUCAAUGGCAGUGUGUAACUGAUCAUUUAUCUUCCCUAAAAAAUCAACUCUUAUUAGGUCUCUUUUUAUAGUCCUGAUGUAACAAUUCUGGGACAGUGUAUUUGUCCAGCAGUCUAUCACUGGCCUUUUUUCAAUUGUUUAAUGUGUCCUAUUAUUAUGUAUGUUCUAUAGUCUAAAUUACAUGUUUUAAUUGUCUUUAUUUGAACUUUAUUUAGAAUCCCUAGUGCUUUGCAUAAUCAAGAGCUUACUUUAACAUUCAAAUGAAAGUACCAGAGCUUUGUCUUCUGUCAUUUUUUCUCCAUAGAAACAUUUAUACAUUUUAAUGAAUAGAAUAGAAUGAAUAGAAUAGAAUAGCCUGCCAUAGAAUUCAUAUUGUGUACAGACAGAAGCUCAUUCUUAACAUGGUAGAGAUAUUGCAAGUUUGCACUUAAAAUGAAAAAGUACCAUUUGAUUUCAUAUUAAAUUCUUGUUAGUCAAUUCAGUUAAAUAAUUUGAAGAAGGAAAAAAUAUUACCUCCAUCUGGCUUACCAGGAAAAAUAAAUAAAAAACAGUAGUCUGCAUGAAGUUGUAAAAAUAAAGCAAGUAACCGUACAAAUAUUUGACUCCCCAGUCUACAGGCUUCCUUGGCUUUUUAUUUAACCUGUACCACUGAAAGUUUCAUAUUUAGGUUGCUUACUUUCCACAGUGAAUAUUCCCCAGUCAGUUAGUUACAUGGUGCUAUUAUUUGUUCCUGUGAACUAAAGGCAAUGCAAAGAACAUAACUUUGUAUUACUUGUCAUAAAGCAUACAUUACUUCCUAAUCAUUGUGUGGUACAGCCUUAACACCAGAUUCUAAAUAAUUUGAGCCCUUAAAUUUAGGAUGAUAGCGAAUGAUUGUGUUACUCUAUUCAGAUAACAAGUUCCCACUUUUAUAGGAAAGUUUUUUUCAAUAAUUGAGAGAGUAUAUCAAAUAUACAGUCAUAAUUUAAAAAAAUAUUUUACUGGCAUGUUCUAAUUAUUUUAAAAAUUUACCUAGAAAUACAUAUACUGUAAUAUGGGUAAUAUGCACACCUAAUAUACUAAGAGGUAAACAUAAUGCAGUGUUUGUGCCUCACAUAGCAACUUAAAAUGACAGGUACCUGAAUGUAAUACUGGCCCUUAAAGAGACAAAAAUGGUAAAAACCAAUGCAUUUUUCACUCAUUCUACAGAAAAAAAUAUCAAAUUACAACAAUCAUACCUAAGAAAACAUUGGUGCCAGGUGUAUUUUUACUCUAGUAUUACAUGCUGUCCAUAAUUUAUGAAGUUGAAUAACAACAUGCAGCAGUUAGGCAAGUGAACACCAGAGUGAAGAGGGCAAAAAGGUCCCUUCUCUACUUUCAGCAGUGUACUCACAAAUACUGUAUGCAUUUUGAAAGCUUAUCUCAGUACACAGCAGCAGCAGUUGUAAACAGCAGCAAGAGACAUACCUACAGCUUUCAAUAUAUUUUGUUGAAAAUUGCUUGAGUAGCCUCUCCAUUAAGAUCUUUAAUUCCUGCUAUUUGAAUUAAGAUUUACUUUGAAGAACAAGAAACAAGUCUGAGAGUAACAGCCUGUAUAAAUAGCUUAAAUUUAUGGGAACUCAGUCGUUUGUUUUGGGCAAAAGAUGCAUUAGCUUUUGACAUCAAAGGGAGCAAGAUUAAGUUCUAAAGCUUUACCCUGAAACUUGCAGUUCAUUUUCUGGACUACAUAGGUGCGGUUUUGUCAGGGGAAUUCAGGAGCUCUGCCCUUCUCCACACUGCGGCCAGCUUUGUUCAUGCAGUAUGCUCCUUAGUGUGCUACAGUCAUGGUUGCAUGGCUGCACAGCUCCUCCCAUACAGAUUAGGGCUGUCCCCACCCCAUGACUAAGGCCUGAAACAGAAAUAAGGUCUAAGGGCUUUUGCAGUAGUUAUCAGGUAAUCUGAAAUACUUGAUUUAUCACUUUUCGGGCAUAAUGAUAUGAACCCUGUGCAUACUAAAAUGUUUUUAGGAAUAUAGUGAGCCUCCAUUCUGAAACAGAUUGCCGUGAGUGAGCUUUUGAAGCAGAAUACAAGGAAUUACUUGCCUGAAUACAGUCAAAGAGUUCUAUCUUUCAUUUGAAAAAGUGGAAUAAAAGUAUUUAAUUUCCCUUAAGGAAAAUAAAAAUCUGAUUGCCCCUGUUUGAUACACACCAUCUUCUGAAAGAACUAAUGGCUUAAAUUAGUUGUCCUCUUGUGCAGGUAAUACAGCAUAGUACUCAAGUAAAACAGCCAUUUCUAAAAGUUCUUUUAGUUGAACGGUAUUUUAAAAGCAUUAAAUAGUCUACUGAUAUUCUCACUGAAACCACAAUCAAAUAGGUGUUGUGCCUGACCAUGAUGUUUGUGAAGUCUAAAACAUAUUUGGCAUUUGAAAAUGAAAAUCUCAAUGUUCUGUAUUUUAUUUACAUAUGAAUUCACCGAGAAAAAAAAAAUUAUUUAAAUAGAUUACUAAAAUCACAGUAACACUCUAUCAACAUGAAUUGGUAACAAUCAGUUAGAAGUAGACUGAAAUAGUAUUCCUGAGCUUUGUAAUUUUAGAAGUACAUUUUCCAAAGAAUUCAUCGAUGUAUAAGUACACAUGUACAUCAUACGUGAACUCCAGAUAGGUAGUUCAUUAAAUUAUACUUUCUUUCCAAGAGAAGGUGAAUAGUUUUUCCCUUGAGUUACAAAGUUGCAAUGUAUUAAAUUAAGUGCAAAGACUUAAGGACAAAACACCAAUUAUUUCCCUUUAUUUCAAAUGGAUAACUUGAAAUUAUGAAUGCAUAAACGAUUAUAGGAUUGGGAUGUUUUGUAUAACUUGGAACAAAGGUCUGUAAUACAAUUUUUCAGAACGGAGUUUACUCUGUCUCUGUUAAAAUGUGCCAUUAGAUAAUAGUAUUUCCACUACUGAAUUACCGUAUUUUCCAGUGCCAUCUUCAUUUCUGUAUUUUUAAACAGAAACACAUAGACUUAUAAACCAAACUUUGAUUCAUCCAAAACCACGAAUUUUGUAGUAGUUUAAGCUUGAGAGAGGCAUUUGAAAUCCGUAUUAAAACAGAGCACUAUUGAAAAAAAAUCCUAAGCAUUGGAGACAUUCAGGUGCACUGGUGUAAGAUUUUAUCCCUUUGUGCAAGUAAAUUCAUCCAGCGCUGAAAGGGUGUGUUUAUAUGUCACAGGGUAUUUACAGCUGUGUCCAGCUGAUUCCUGAAGUCGACAGAGCAGCAGUGCUUCCUCUAGAAAUGAAAGGAUUUUUGUCCAAGUACUGAGCAGCAAAACGACAUUAAUGCUUGGGAGAUGGGAAGUAAUGAUAGCUGGCACCUGAACUGAACUAUCUGUGUAGGCACUACUCUCCCAGAACUUCAGGAUGAAUGGGGAUAUGCCUCAUGUUCCCAUCACUACUCUUGCAGGGAUUGCUAGUCUUACAGACCUUUUGAACCAGCUGCCUCUUCCAUCACCCUUACCUGCUACCACAACAAAAAGCCUGCUUUUCAAUGGACGGAUAGCUGAAGAGGUGAACUGCCUUCUGGCUUGCAGGGAUGAAAAUCUGGUUUCACAGCUCGUUCACAGUCUCAAUCAGGUGUCAACAGAUCACAUAGAGUUGAAAGAUAACCUUGGCAGUGAUGAUCCAGAGGGAGAUAUACCAGUCUUGCUGCAGGCUAUCCUGGCAAGGAAUCCUAAUGUUUUCAGGGAGAAAAGCAUGCAAAACAGAUACGGGGUACAAAGCGGGAUGAUGAUGUCACAGUUUAAUAUUUCUCAGAAUUCCAUGCGUGGUAGUCCUGCAUCUUCCAAUUAUCAACAAACCACUAUCUCACAUAGCCCUUCCAGUCGGUUUGUGCCACCACAGACAAGCUCUGGUAACAGAUUUUUGGCACAACAGAGCAGUCCAGUGCCUAGUCCAUAUGCUCCUCAAAGCCCUGCAGGAUACAUGCCGUAUUCACAUCCUCCAAGUUAUACAGCUCAUCCUCAAAUGCAGCAAGCUUCCGUGUCCAGUCCCAUUGUCACAGCUGGGAUGAGGAAUCUCCAUGAAAAUAAAGUUUCAAGUCAGUUGUCUGGAAAUUCAGCUAAUCAUCAUGCUGAUAAUUCUAGACAUGGCUCAAAUGAAGACUACCUACAGAUGGUGCACAGACUCAGUAGUGAUGAUGGCGAUCCUUCAAUAAGGAAUGCUGCGUCUUUUUCCUUGAGGUCACCACAGUCAGUCUGCUCUCCAGCUGGAAGUGAUGGAGCCCUGAAAGGAUCAAGACAACCUUUAAUCCAACAAUCUCAGCCUCCACCUUAUUCAUCACCUAGAGAUGUUCCCCCAGACAUAUUGUUAGAUUCUCCAGAAAGAAAGCAAAAGAAACAAAAGAAAAUGAAGUUAGGCAAGGAUGAAAAAGACCAGACUGAAAAAGCUGCAAUGUAUGAUAUCAUUAGCUCUCCUUCCAAGGACUCCACUAAGCUUACAUUAAGACUGUCUCGUGUAAGAUCUUCGGAUAUGGACCAGCAGGAUGAUAUGCUUUCUGGUUUGGAAAACAGCAGUGUGUCAGAGGGUGAUAUUCCUUUUAAUGUGCAGUACCCAGGACAGACUUCUAAAACACCCGUUACUCCACAGGAUGUUAACCGCCCAUUAAACACUGCUCAGUGUUUGCCGCAGCAUGAACAGACAGCUUUCCUUCAGGCACAACAAGUGCCUGUUUUACAACAGAACACUUCAGUUGCUGCAAAACAACCUCAAACUCCUGUGGUACAGACACAGCAACAGGUUUCGCAACAAGGAGCUAUAACGUCAUAUGAUGAAGUAGAAUUGGAUGCAUUGGCUGAAAUUGAGCGGAUAGAACGUGAAUCAGCUAUUGAAAGGGAGCGAUUUUCAAAAGAAGUGCAAGAUAAAGAUAAGCCUCUGAAGAAGCGAAAACAAGAAAACAAACCACCAGAGGCUGGAGGUGCUACUGGAGGAAAUAGAGCAGCUUCUCAGGAGACAGGUUCUGCAGGAAAUGGGGCAAGGCCGGCAUUGAUGGUUAGUAUUGAUCUGCAGCAAGCAGGAAGAGCAGACUCUCAGGCAACAGUAACUCAGGAUUUGGACACCAUCAAAAAACCUGAAGAAAUUAAGCAGUAUAACGACGGGUUUGUGUGUGUUCCCCAAGAAGACACUGUUGGAGUUCUCAAAUUUAAACCUGAAAACCAUCCCGAAAUUUUUAGGAAAAAGUCAGACUUUGAAAGUCAAAAGGCAGAUAUCCAGCAAAAUGAAAACAGACAAAUGGAAUUCCAGCAAAAUGAGAGCAGACGGUUGGAAAGUAAAUACAAUGAGAGCAAGCAGUUAGAAGUGAAACAUGAAAGCAGACAAAUGGAAAUGAAACAAAAUGAGAACAGACAGACAGAAUUGAAACAAAACGAGAGUAGGCAAAUGGAGAUGAAACAAAAUGAGGGAAAACAAAAUAAUGGCAAACAGGAAAUACGGCAGAGGCCAGAAACGCCGAAACAGAAGAGUGAAGGCAGACCUGAAACACCAAAACAGAAGAGUGAAGGGAGGCCUGAAACACCAAAACACAAACAUGAUAAUAGGAGGGACUCCAGUAAACCUUUGUCAGACAAGAAAAUUGAAAUAUCUAGGCACAAACUAGAUGUGAAAUCUGAUCCUUCAAGGAUGAAACCUGAAAUUCGACCUGAUCCAACAAAACCAAGGCCUGAUGGGCGCUCAGUUUCUGAUACACCAAGGCGUGACCAUGAUAGCCUUAAACAAAGAUCUGAGGACAGGGGGGAGUCAGAGAGAUACAGAGGAGAUCCAUCCAAGAUUAGAAGGCCUGAAUAUUUGAGAUCCUCAAACAAAAAUGAACAUGAUUCUAAGCAUGGUAUUAAAUCUGAUGUUUCAAAACCUGAGAAAUUUGAAAGGAAAUAUAGGCAUGAGUCUGGAGACUCAAGGUUUUCUUCUGGGGAUCAGAAAUCAAGACCUGACAGCCCUCGUAUUAAACAGGAAGGUAAAGGGGAUUCUAGCAAAUCAAGACCUGAUAAACCUGGUUUUAAGUCACCAAACAGCAAGGAUGAACGAAGGACAGAUGGGAAUAAGAGUAAAGUCGAUACUAAUAAAGCACAUGGUGACAAUAAAGCAGAGUUUCCCAGUUAUUUGUUGGGAGGAAGAUCUGGCGCAUUGAAACAUUUUGUCAUUCCAAAAAUCAAGCGUGAUAAAGAUGGUAAUGUUACUCAGGAGUCAAGGAAAACUGAAUUUAGAGGUGAACAUAAGGACAAAGUAGAGAAGAUUGGGCUAGUUGAAGAUCUAAAUAAAGGAGCUAAGCCUGUAGUUGUCCUUCAAAAGCUUUCUUUGGAUGAUGUGCAGAAAUUUAUUAAGGACCGAGAAGAUAAAUCACGGGGCUCUUGUUUUAAACCUAACAAGAACAAGUCAUCCAAACCUAAUAAAGGUAGCAUAGAUCAGUCAGUGUUAAAGGAGUUGCCUCCUGAGCUCCUGGCAGAAAUUGAAUCCACCAUGCCACUUUGUGAACGUGUGAAAAUGAACAAGCGCAAACGUAGCACAGUUAAUGAGAAACCAAAAUAUGCUGAAAUCAGUUCUGAUGAAGAUAAUGACAGUGAAGAAGCUUUUGAAUCUUCUCGUAAGAGACACAAAAAAGAUAGAGAUGAGGCUUGGGAGUAUGAAGAACAUGACAGAAGAAGUUCUGGUGACCAUAGGAGAAGCGGUCAUUAUCACGAAGGAAGGAGGAUUUCUGGUAGUGGCCGUUACCGCAAUCGCAGUCCCGAUGACUCUGAUAUGGAUGAUUAUUCUUCUCCUCCUAGCCUCAGUGAGGUGGCUAGAAAAAUGAAGAAGAAAGAAAAACAAAAGAAGAGGAAAGCUUAUGAACCUAAACUAACUCCUGAAGAAAUGAUGGAUUCUUCAACCUUCAAAAGGUUUACUGCUUCAAUAGAGAAUAUUUUGGAAAAUCUGGAAGACAUGGAUUUUACAGCUUUUGGUGAUGAUGAUGAGAUUCCACAGGAAUUGCUGCUGGGCAAACAUCAACUUAGUGAACUGGGUAGUGAAUCUGCAAAAAUCAAGGCAAUGGGCAUUAUGGACAAGCUCUCAACAGAGAAAACCGUAAAAGUCCUGAAUAUUUUGGAGAAGAAUAUUCAAGAUGGAUCAAAGCUUUCUACUUUACUUAACCACAAUAAUGACACUGAAGAUGAGGAAAGAUUAUGGCGAGAUCUCAUUAUGGAAAGAGUGACAAAAUCUGCUGAUGCUUGUCUUACUGCUAUCAAUAUUAUGACAUCACCAAAUAUGCCUAAAGCUGUAUAUAUUGAAGACGUAAUAGAAAGAGUUAUUCAGUACACAAAAUUUCAUUUGCAGAACACACUCUAUCCUCAGUAUGAUCCUGUGUAUAGAGUGGAUCCUCAUGGUGGUGGUGUUUUAAGUUCAAAAGCAAAACGUGCCAAGUGUUCCACCCACAAGCAAAGAGUUAUAGUAAUGUUGUAUAACAAAGUUUGUGACAUUGUCAGCAGCUUGUCAGAGUUGCUAGAGAUACAGCUUCUCACAGAUACAACUAUUCUUCAGGUGUCAUCGAUGGGAAUAACACCUUUCUUUGUAGAAAAUGUCAGUGAGCUACAGUUAUGUGCCAUCAAAUUGGUGACUGCAGUGUUCUCCCGCUAUGAAAAACACAGACAGCUAAUACUAGAAGAAAUUUUCACUUCCCUUGCAAGACUACCAACUAGCAAGAGGAGUUUGAGAAACUUCAGGUUAAACAGCAGUGACACAGAUGGAGAGCCUAUGUACAUUCAGAUGGUAACAGCACUAGUUCUGCAACUUAUUCAGUGUGUGGUGCACUUACCAUCAGCAGAAAAGGAUUCUAAUUCAGAGGAGGAAUCAAACAAGAAAGUGGAUCAAGAUGUGCUUAUUACUAACUCAUAUGAAACAGCCAUGAGAACAGCACAAAACUUCCUUUCUAUUUUUCUUAAGAAGUGUGGCAGUAAACAAGGGGAAGAAGAUUACAGGCCACUGUUCGAGAACUUUAUUCAAGAUCUCCUUUCAACUGUCAAUAAACCAGAAUGGCCAGCUGCAGAGUUGCUACUUAGCUUACUAGGAAGGCUAUUGGUUCACCAGUUCAGUAACAAAUCUACGGAAAUGGCAUUAAGAGUUGCAUCACUUGACUAUCUUGGAACUGUAGCAGCAAGACUGAGGAAAGAUGCAGUCACUAGCAAAAUGGAUCAAGGAUCUUUGGCCAGAAUCCUCAAACAGGUUUCAGGAGGAGAUGAUGAAAUUCAACAGCUGCAAAAGGCUUUACUAGAUUAUCUGGAUGAGAACACAGAAAUUGAUGCAUCAUUAGUGUUUUCUCGGAAGUUUUAUGUAGCUCAGUGGUUCCGUGAUACAACUAUGGAGACAGAAAAAGCAAUUAAAUCUCAGAAGGAUGAGGAUUCAUCUGAAGGAACUCAUCAUGCAAAAGAUGUUGAGACCACAGGACAAAUCAUGCAUAGAGCGGAAAGUCGCAAAAAGUUUCUUCGCAGCAUCAUUAAAACUGCUCCAUCUCAGUUCAGUACAUUAAAGAUGAAUUCUGAUACUGUGGACUAUGAGGAUGCGUGUUUGAUUGUUCGCUACUUGGCCUCUAUGAGGCCGUUUGCCCAGAGCUUCGAUAUUUAUUUGACACAGAUUCUGCGUGUACUUGGUGAAAAUGCUAUUGCUGUUCGAACAAAAGCCAUGAAGUGUUUGUCUGAGGUUGUUGCUGUAGACCCCAGUAUUCUAGCCAGGCUGGAUAUGCAACGAGGAGUUCAUGGGCGGCUAAUGGAUAACUCCACUAGUGUACGAGAAGCAGCUGUGGAGCUGCUUGGCCGAUUUGUGCUCUGUCGUCCUCAGCUUGCUGAGCAGUAUUAUGACAUGCUGAUUGAAAGAAUAUUGGAUACUGGUAUCAGUGUCAGAAAAAGAGUCAUAAAAAUACUUAGGGAUAUCUGCAUUGAACAACCAACCUUUCCCAAAAUUACAGAGAUGUGUGUGAAAAUGAUUCGGAGAGUCAAUGAUGAAGAAGGCAUUAAGAAAUUAGUAAAUGAGACAUUCCAGAAGCUCUGGUUUACUCCAACUCCACACCAUGACAAAGAAGCCAUGACAAGGAAAAUACUAAACAUCACUGAUGUGGUUGCAGCUUGUAGAGAUACAGGGUAUGAUUGGUUUGAACAGCUUCUUCAAAAUUUGUUGAAGUCAGAAGAGGAUGCUUCGUAUAAACCUGUGAAGAAAGCCUGCACUCAACUUGUUGACAAUUUGGUUGAGCACAUUCUUAAAUAUGAAGAAUCUUUAUCAGAUUCUGACAAUAAAGGUGUGAAUUCUGGUCGCUUGGUUGCUUGCAUAACCACUUUGUUCUUAUUCAGCAAAAUAAGGCCCCAGCUAAUGGUCAAACAUGCCAUGACCAUGCAGCCAUACUUGACCACUAAAUGUAGUACCCAGAAUGAUUUCAUGGUGAUCUGCAAUGUUGCAAAAAUCUUAGAGCUUGUAGUGCCGCUAAUGGAGCACCCAAGUGAGACCUUUCUUGCCACUAUUGAGGAAGACCUCAUGAAACUCAUCAUCAAAUAUGGCAUGACAGUUGUUCAGCACUGUGUUAGCUGUCUUGGGGCUGUUGUGAACAAGGUCACCCAGAAUUAUAAAUUUGUGUGGGCCUGUUUUAAUAGAUACUACGGUGCACUUUCUAAAUUAAAAAAUCAACACCAAGAAGACCCCAACAGUACAAUACUUACUGCCAACAAACCAGCACUCCUUAGAUCACUUUUUACUGUUGGAGCACUGUGUCGGCAUUUUGAUUUUGAUCAGGAAGAUUUUAAGGGCAACAGUAAGGUUAACAUUAAGGAUAAAGUACUUGAACUGCUGAUGUAUUUCACAAAGCAUUCAGAUGAAGAAGUACAGACAAAAGCCAUUAUUGGUCUUGGAUUUGCAUUUAUACAGCACCCAAGUUUAAUGUUCGAACAAGAAGUGAAGACUCUGUACAACAGCAUUCUUUCAGAUAAGAACUGUUCAGUAAACUUAAAAAUCCAGGUGUUAAAAAACCUCCAGACGUACUUGCAGGAGGAGGACACACGUAUGCAGCAGGCAGACAGAGACUGGAAAAAAGUAGCAAAACAGGAAGACCUGAAAGAAAUGGGUGAUAUUUCCUCAGGGAUGAGUAGUUCCAUCAUGCAGCUAUAUCUCAAACAGGUCCUUGAGGCUUUCUUUCAUAACCAGUCCAGUGUACGCCACUUUGCUCUAAAUGUCAUUGCACUGACAUUAAACCAAGGUCUCAUCCAUCCUGUUCAGUGUGUGCCGUACUUAAUUGCUAUGGGCACAGAUCCAGAGCCCUCUAUGCGAAAUAAAGCUGACCAGCAGUUGGUGGAAAUAGACAAAAAAUAUGCUGGGUUCAUUCACAUGAAAGCAGUGGCUGGUAUGAAGAUGUCGUACCAAGUACAACAGGCAAUUAACACCUGCCCAAAAGAUCCUGUGAGAGGUUUUAGACACGAUGAAUCAUCCAGUGCACUGUGUUCACACCUCUACUCCAUGAUUCGAGGGAAUCGUCAACACAGACGAGCCUUCCUAAUUUCUUUACUCAAUCUCUUUGAUGAUACUGCAAAAACAGAGGUCAAUAUGCUUUUGUACAUUGCAGACAAUCUAGCCUGUUUUCCUUACCAAACACAGGAAGAGCCACUGUUUAUAAUGCAUCAUAUAGACAUUACACUAUCAGUUUCUGGUAGCAACCUACUACAGUCAUUUAAAGAGUCUAUGGUGAAAGACAAAAAAAAGGAAAGAAAGCCUUCAUCGGAUGAGGAGACUGAGAGUGACAGUAACAGUGGGAGCGGGAGUGAAAGUGAGGAGGAAGCUUCCAAGCCUCGGAGGUUACGGAAACGAGUGGACUCUGAUUCAGAUUCUGAUGAAGAAAAUGAUAUAAAUUCAGUGAUGAAGUGUUUACCUGAAAAUUCAGCUCCUUUAAUUGAAUUUGCUAAUGUCUCCCAAGGCAUAUUAUUACUUCUGAUGCUGAAACAGCAUCUAAAGAACCUCUGUGGAUUCUCUGAUAGUAAAAUUCAAAAAUAUUCUCCAUCUGAAUCUGCAAAAGUUUAUGAUAAAGCUAUAAACAGGAAGACAGGAGUGCAUUUCCAUCCAAAACAAACUUUGGAUUUUCUGCGGAGUGAUAUGGCUAAUUCCAAGAUCACAGAAGAAGUGAAGAGGAGUAUAGUAAAACAGUACUUAGAUUUCAAGCUCCUUAUGGAACAUUUGGAUCCUGAUGAAGAGGAAGAAGAUGGAGAGGUGUCAGCUAGCACAAAUGCUCGGAACAAAGCAAUUACCUCGCUGCUUGGAGGAGGCAGCCCUAAAAACAAUGCAGCUGAGACAGAGGACGAUGAAAGUGAUGGGGAGGAUAGAGGAGGAGGCACUUCAGGGUCAUUGAGAAGGUCAAAACGAAAUUCAGACUCUACGGAGUUGGCAGCACAGAUGAAUGAAAGUGUUGAUGUCAUGGAUGUCAUCGCUAUUUGCUGUCCAAAGUACAAAGACCGACCACAAAUUGCAAGAGUAGUACAGAAAACCAGCAAUGGCUUCAGUGUUCAGUGGAUGGCAGGCUCCUACAGUGGCUCCUGGACUGAGGCUAAGCGCCGUGAUGGCCGCAAACUGGUGCCUUGGGUAGACACUAUUAAAGAGUCAGACAUUAUUUACAAAAAAAUUGCUCUAACGAGUGCUAAUAAGCUGACUAAUAAAGUUGUGCAGACUUUACGAUCGCUGUAUGCCGCCAAGGAUGGAACUUCCAGCUAAUGAUUUUGUACAUGCAGCCAAAUUUACAGGAAUUGAAAUAACAGAAAAACUUGAAAUAUCAACUUUCUGGCAAAAAAAAUCAGUUAAAUGAAGAGUAAGAAUGGAACCUGGCUCGCGGGGAAAAAAGAAGGAAAUGUUUGGUAAACAUUUUUGUGGGAGCUUCCUUCGCUGUUGUGCAGCAGAAACUUCUCAGUUCAUUUUUACUCCCACUGUAUUAUAGUUUAACAAAAAAAUUGUUUAUAUCUUGAAAAAAAAAACCUUUCUGUUUAAAAAAAAUAAACAAGUGAAUGUUGGAAAUUAGUCUGUUAAUGUUCUUAAUAAAGUGUUCUUGGAGUUUAACCUAGCAGCGGAUGGCUUUCUUUAGCUUAGCCCAGUUUCCAGGAAAGCAUUGUUUUUCCAGGCUGUAAAGUGGCAGAAUCUCCUGGAUAUAUAAUUUAUUCUGUUGAAGAAAAAAAAAAAGAAAAAAAAGCAUGCAGUAUCUAUGACCUAUCUGCAGGAGGAGUUUUUGUAAAUGUAGAUUUUGAUGUAUUAGGUCACCCUGAAAUAAUACAAGAAAAGGGAUCCCCAGCAAAUCUGGUGGAACGAAUACUGCAAUAAAUUUUUUUACUUCUCUUU